AUGUUGUCCCUGACUUCGCGCGGCGGUAGCCGCAGGAAUUGCCGGAAGUCGAACGUCGUGUUCAACGCUCUGCCUACGUCGCUUGUAGGCGAUAUACGGUGCUUUGCGAGGCCACCACAGCAGCGACACGGAAGCGAUCCAUCGACCGUAUCCUGCAAGCCCCCGAAAGCAGGAGUCGCUUCGCGCGCCUCCAAAGGCUCACGCCACAUGUUAUCGGCUCGACUGUCCACGUCAAGUUCGACUACUUCUACGGGCGAUCGGUUUUUCGAGACGGAUGCGGCGACGCAGAUGGGAGUGGGCGACUUUGUCAUCGAAGGCGACAUGGCGUCGGACAAGAAAGCCUCGUGGGGCAAUGUGAAAGAGCCGCGCGGGGUGCAGGUGCUGGCCUGGGGCGGGCUCUCGAACGUUGUGUGUGAAGAGGUCCUCGGAUGCAGCAGCGAACGCCUCUACACAGUUUGGUUGUCGAUGAGGGAGGGCCAAGUGCGCAACGGGCAGUUUGGAAGCAACGUCGUCGCUGCCAUGUUCAUUACAUGUGGGCAGGACGCCGUGAGCGUGGCAGAGGCCUCCUGGAGCCACCUGACCAUGGAGUACAACAGAGAGACAAAGAGCCUCAAGCUGUCGCUGUUCUUCCUGUCUCUGCCUGUCGGUGUUGUUGGCGGCGGAACCGCGCUACGCGGCGCAGAAGGCGUCGCUCGAGCUGCUGAAAUGCACGGGCCCGGGAUGAAGCGACCCCUCGCUGGGCUGACAGCCGCUUUCGCUCUGGCGCUGGACACCUUGUUCCCCUUGCGGAGGGGCCGGCAAGACGAGGCAGAGAUUGACGUUGAUACCAACACCAACACCGACACCGACACCGACACCGACACCGACACUAAUACCGACACCGAUACCGAUGCCGAUACCUAG
Messenger RNA from Pyrenophora tritici-repentis Pt-1C-BFP, 903 nucleotides. Lineage: Eukaryota; Fungi; Ascomycota; Dothideomycetes; Pleosporales; Pleosporaceae. The record is from RefSeq and is a predicted model, not a curated record.